UGUGGGGGCUCCGUGUUCUAUUGACCCGGUUAAACGGUUCGGGCAAUCACGGCAUUUAUCAAAACGGCACCGUAAGCGUCAAUAAGGUGCCUUGCCCAUCUCAUCUCUACUCCUCCCUCGCUCGCGCUUUCUCUCUCUCACACAAACGGAAUUUGGUGGCACAAUUGUGAAACGGAAUCGAAAUUUCAAAUUUUCAAGCGAAAUACAGAACCAGCUGAAUUUCACGUGAUAUCCGGUCUUCUAAUUUCGGUUAAAUGGAGGAAUCAGAGAAAAGAAGGGAAAGAUUGAGAGCAAUGCGUAUGGAGGCUGAACAGGCUGAAGUUUGUAGUAAUGUCGAGACUUUUGCAGUGCCUGAUUCCCUUUCUAAUCCACUGCUUGAGAAGUCUGCAAGUCAACCAGCACAGGGGGAGUCUUAUGCGACUCCAAGGUUUGACUAUUACACAGACCCUAUGGCAGCAUUUUCUUGUAACAAGAAGAGGGGGCAGCCAGAUAACCAGAUUGCGCAAUAUUACUUUAAACCUCCUAGUUUUAGUGCGUCUGCAAUGCCACAGCCUUCAUCAUCCCUUCCAGACAUCUGUCAAACAUUCUUUUUGGACUCUCUUGUUUCUAAACAUGGUUUAGCUUUCAUUGAACUUUUUUAUUCUGAUUUAUCAGGACCAAGAAACCCUGAGAUGAGACCCUCUCCUGCUCAUCAAUUGCAAAGUAAUUCUUCAUUUGAUCAGAGAAUGUAUCAAGCACAAGGUCCUUAUAACAAUGCUGCUGGCUAUGGAAGCCCAAGAGGAAUGGCAACUCAACAAGGAACUCCUGAAGCUUGGAAUGGAUCGAAUGCCACAACUGGCUAUUACAGCUCUGGGCCCCAUGGCCAAAGAAACCCAAGAGGACUGAUCAAUCCUUUUCCUGUGAUGCAUCAAGGAACUCCUGAGGCCUGGAAUGGUUCCGGAGGCACAGCCAUCUAUAAUUCUCCAUCUAGCGCAUCAAGAGGUGGUCAGCCGUUCAGCCCUGGCUUUGGACCAGUAAGAAGUCCUAAUAUCAAUUAUGGUCAAGGAAGGCCACAGUGGUAUGGCCGCGGUCCAAACCCUGGUUUAGGGCGUGGAGGCAGUCCUGGUCCGAGUUCAGGAAGAGGUAGGAGCCGAUGGAAUGGCAGCGGCACAAACUCAGGUUUGGGGCAGAGUGGUGCAAGAGGGCAAGGUUUUCAUUCUCGUGGCUCAGGACCAGAAGGAAGACAGGGGCCACAGAUCUUCUACCACAAGUCCAUGGAUGAAGACCCAUGGCAGCAAGUGCAACCCCUUAUAUGGAAGAAUAGAAGUUUGAAAGGCCCUGGAUCUUCAAAUUCCUGGCUUCCAAAAUCCAUUAGCAUGAAAAAACCAAGAGUUUCAGAAGCUUCAAAUAAAUCUAGUUCGCAGCAGAGCCUUGCAGAAUACCUCGCUGCCUCAUUUAAUGAAGCUGUUAAUGAUUCACCCAGUACAUGACAGUUUUAUCAGAGUCCAAUGGAGCAAAUCUUAAUAUAAUUAUGCAUAAGUGCAAAUUCCAAUAGAGAUCACAAAAUUUAGACAUGCCUUUAUUUGAUUAUUAUAUGUAUAUGUACAUUAUUUUGUUUAUGACGGCAUAGAAUGUUGGAAACUGUUUUACUCUGGUACAUCUAUGUUUAUUUAGUUUGAAAUAGCAACAACAAAGAACUCCAACGAGCAGAGGAAGUUGUCCCUGAUCUGAUUCAAAUGUCUAUCAAUCUGUUCAUUUUAUGCAAUUCCGCAUUACAAAGUUUUAUGGAUGUCGAAUAAUUAACUAA
This is a messenger RNA of Pistacia vera, 1786 nucleotides long. RefSeq names its product protein SICKLE. The record is from RefSeq and is a predicted model, not a curated record. Gene Ontology annotation, biological process: miRNA processing; mRNA splicing, via spliceosome. The transcript is spliced from 4 exons. NCBI's taxonomy places the organism in Eukaryota, Viridiplantae, Streptophyta, Magnoliopsida, Sapindales, Anacardiaceae. The coding region runs from base 255 to 1469 and encodes 404 amino acids.